UUAACGAAAGCGUUUGUGUGAAACAGAUUAGCACAUGUCUUGCUCAUUCAAUGGGCGUUGAAAAAAAUGGGAAAAUCUAAAGAUAAUAGUUACGUUGUUAACAAAGAAGCAUAUCAGCGGAUAAAUUUCCUGUACCAGGCAGCACAUCUGUCCCUGACCAGAAGUCCAGCAGACCUUAGCCUCUGUAAAUUCUACAUUAACAUCAUGAAGACCAUCACUAAAAGACUGGUGUUGAGACUACAUCCAAGUAUGAAGAGGAAUUUCUGUAGGCGGUGCUGUGUUCUGAUGGUCCCAGGUGUGUCUGCUACAGUCCGAACUGCAGGAAAGCGUGAAAAACACACAAUUGUAACCUGUCUAGAGUGUAAAAGCAUAAAGAGGUAUCUGUGGUGUGAAAAUCAUAAGUUGUGGGCAGACCACCCAGAGUUGUGGCUGAAGAGGGAGGAACUUACAUGACUGCAUGCAACAGAAUUACCUAGUUGAAGGAACAUUGAGAAAGGACCUUAAAGGCUAUGAAGAAAGAUGGUCUCAUGUGAUUUGAAGACUAAACUUGGUAGUACUUUGGGAACUUGAAGGCAACCUACACCUGCUGUUUCUGGCAAUGGGGCUUGAAGGCAUUAGAUACAAUAGGCAUCUGGCAUGGCAACAGACAUAUUAGAUCUUGGGAUCUGGAAGGCAGCACUUAACAGCGAACAUAUCUGGUCCCAGUGAUGUUGAAGGCAUUAGUGAUUGUAUAGAUCUUGGAACCUUGAAGGGAAGACAUAGUUGAUCUCUGGACUUGAAGGCAGUACUGAAUGGACAUAGUUGAUCUCUAGGACCUUGAAGGCAAUAAUAGAUAAUAGAUUGUGGGUCAAGGGAAAUUAAAUGUAGACUGACUGAAGUGGAUGGUGUGAUAUAACCCGACGUAAAGAACAGACUAUGGUGUUGAACACCAUAGUGAGGUCAGGGAAUACUUUCUGUAUACCAGGUGAGGGAAUACAGACAUAUUUAUUUGGAGCUUUGUUAUCAAUUCAGACAUUAUUACAAUGGCUCUGAUUUUUAUUUGUUAAAUCUUCAAAUAUCUAGAUACUGGUAUUAUGAAGGAAUUAAAUCAUAUCAUUACAAUGUA
Molecule: messenger RNA, 1105 nt
Organism: Pecten maximus
Lineage: Eukaryota; Metazoa; Mollusca; Bivalvia; Pectinida; Pectinidae
Product: ribonuclease P protein subunit p21-like
Exons: 4
Coding region: 67-453 (128 amino acids)
Biological process (GO): tRNA 5'-leader removal
Cellular component (GO): nucleolar ribonuclease P complex
Source: RefSeq, a predicted model, not a curated record